UUAAGCGGGUAGUAGUGUUACUUUGCCGUGGAGGCGAAGCGAGAGAGAGAGAAAUAGGGAUAAAUAAAAAUUAUUUCUUUAUUUUAAAACCCAACCAAAAGAAGGGUAAAUGCUUUUUGUUCCACACAGAGAGCUUUUUAGUUUUUUAGAGAGAGAAAGCUUUUAUGUAUCUUUCCCCUUUUCAAUGGCGCCCACUGAAAACCUCUUCUCGUAUCUGACUCUGACUAAGGAUUUUUAAAUUCUUGAGAAGAAGCACAAUUUCUAAGAGGUAGAAAUCCGAAGACGAUUCCAGGAAUAUACAUAUAAUUAACACAGAGAGGGUGGGUAGGGGUGAAGAGAGAGUAUUCAAGUUGUCACGGUUGGAUUUGACGAUGAACUGGCGAAGAGUAUUGAAGUCUGUGCAGGCUCUAGCUGCCCACAUGCUCCUCUUCUCCUUCACGGUUAUGCUCGUUCUCAAGCUCGAUCAUGUUGUCUCCUACUCUUGGUGGAUGAUUUUCUUUCCAAUUUGGAUAUUCCAUGCAGUUGUUGCACGGGGAAGGUUCUCAUUGCCUGCUCCAUCAGUUCCACAUAAUCGUCAUUGGGCACCUUGUCAUGCUGUUGUUGCAACACCAUUGCUAGUUGCAUUUGAAUUACUCCUUUGUAUAUACCUUGAGAGCAUUCAUGUGAAUGAUUCAGCAGCUGUUAAUUUGAAGAUUGUUUUUCUACCCUUACUGGCAUUUGAGAUAAUUAUUCUAAUUGAUAAUUUCAGAAUGUGUCGGGCUUUAAUGCCAGGAGAUGAUGAAAGCAUGAGUGAUGAAGCAGUAUGGGAGACACUUCCUCACUUCUGGGUUGCGAUUUCCAUGGUGUUCUUUGUUGCUGCUACAGUCUUCACCUUGCUAAAGCUUUCCGGGGAUGUAGGUGCUCUUGGCUGGUGGGACUUAUUCAUAAAUUUUGGAAUUGCAGAGUGCUUUGCUUUUCUUGUCUGUACUAAGUGGUCGAAUCCAGUGAUUCAUAGAAAUUCACAGACAAGAGAAUCAAGUUCAUCUUCUUCAUCUAUUAGAUAUCUUGACUGGAACAGUGGAUUAGUAGUUUCUUCAGAGGAGGAUCAGGAUCAGGAUACAUUAUGUGGACUACAAGAUAUUGGUGGGCACAUUAUGAAAAUUCCUGUAAUUGGUUUUCAGGUCCUCCUAUGUAUGCGGCUUGAGGGGACCCCAUCUACGGCAAGGAAAAUACCACUCCCUAUUCUCUUCUCUCCUCUGUUUUUACUUCAAGGUGUGGGUGUACUAGCUGCUGCAUCUAGGCUAGUGGAGAAAAUUGUACUCUUACUACGUACUGGAGCUAGCACAGGAGCAUACUUUAGAUUUUCUUCUAGAGCUCAUGAUUGCUUGGGGUUCUUGCACCACGGUUCAAGGCUUCUUGGCUGGUGGUCGAUUGAUGAAGGUAGUUGUGAAGAGCAGGCUCGGCUGUAUCAGGAGAGUGCUUCUGGGUACGAUACUUUCAGUGGCUAUCCACCUGAGAUUGUGAAAAAAAUGCCUAAAAAGGAUUUAGCUGAGGAGGUCUGGAGACUUCAAGCAGCCCUGGGGGAACAGACAGAAAUCACUAAAUACAGCCAACAAGAGUUCGAAAGACUCCAAAAUGAAAAAGUUUUAUGCAGGAUUUGCUUCGAGAGAGAAAUCAGUGUGGUCCUGCUGCCAUGCAGGCAUCGCGUUCUUUGCAGUACUUGCUGCGAGAAGUGCAAAAAAUGUCCAAUAUGCCGCAUUUCUGUCGAGCAACGAUUACCUGUAUAUGAUGUUUAACUUGGCUUCUUCUGUGAGAUUAGGAAUUGGUGCUUACAGAGAAGUUGGUAACCUUACAUAGAACAGGUUUUCGUACAGUUUCUUUGAACUUCUACAGUGGUGAGUAAUGCUUAUCCUAUUGGCCACAGAUGGAAGGUAAUUUGACAAUGACAGAAUUUGCUAAAUUUUGUCAACUUUUGCAAUCUUAAUCUAGUAAUCUGUAAAUAUACUGACCCUUAUACGAAAGUAAUAUUAUAGCUGGUAUUGCUAGCCUUUUUCAUAUAUUAUUUAUAUAAAUAUACUUUCUCCAGGUUUAUAUAUAAGACAUAAUUGCCUCACCAAAAA
This is a messenger RNA of Cannabis sativa, 2099 nucleotides long. RefSeq lists its product as uncharacterized. Bases 372 to 1775 code for a protein of 467 amino acids. The transcript has 14 exons. The record is from RefSeq and is a predicted model, not a curated record. NCBI's taxonomy places the organism in Eukaryota, Viridiplantae, Streptophyta, Magnoliopsida, Rosales, Cannabaceae.